Messenger RNA from Acanthopagrus latus (yellowfin seabream), 10158 nucleotides. It is a transcript of the gene pik3r2, whose product is annotated as phosphoinositide-3-kinase, regulatory subunit 2 (beta). Gene Ontology annotation, cellular component: phosphatidylinositol 3-kinase complex. NCBI's taxonomy places the organism in Eukaryota, Metazoa, Chordata, Actinopteri, Spariformes, Sparidae. Gene Ontology annotation, molecular function: protein binding; 1-phosphatidylinositol-3-kinase regulator activity. The transcript has 16 exons. Gene Ontology annotation, biological process: insulin receptor signaling pathway; phosphatidylinositol phosphate biosynthetic process. The record is from RefSeq and is a predicted model, not a curated record. The coding region runs from base 842 to 3046 and encodes 734 amino acids.
UCUUCAUAUUAGUUCCCACGCACUCUCCUUCCCUGCGCCGUGCUGAGCUGGAAAAUGGCUGUGUAGGGGAGCAGGGAGUCAUGAACGGGAGAAGAAAGAAAGAGCGAGAGAAAGAAGGCGAAGCAGUAUAAGUGAACACAUGGUUUGCUAGAAGUUAAAUGCACCUCGAGAAGACGUCGUCCGCGGAUACGGCGCUACGCGGACUCUGCCUGCCACAGUGAAAUGUUAAAGCGCCGCAGCCAAAAGUGAGAAGAGUCAAGAAAUAUCCGCGGGUCGGUCAUAAUCCCUGUCCAGAACAUGUGGGAGCCUGAGAGAACCGAAGAGGAUUAAGGACCUUCCCACUCUGCCUCUCAUCCUCCAAUCACACCACUUCAUUUGACCGUGGGGAGCCAACGACGCUGGGCCCUCGACUGGCAAAAUCUUUUACCAGACUGCUACAGUAGCACCCAGCCAGCAGGUUUCUCGCUGCUUGAAAGAGCAUGUUGCCAACGCUGUCCCUCUGCUCCAUCAUCUGGCUCAACCGGGGUAUUAAGCUGAGGAAAGUGCACCAAUCCACCAACACUGGUCAGGUCUGAAGCAGCUGCCACCGCAGACAUAACAGCAGCAGAACGUGACCUUAUCGACUUUUCAAAAUGCUUCUAAGCUUCGGGUGACUGCCUUCCUCCCCUUGUUCCCCUGACCCCUGAGCCACCGUACCAACACCAGACUUUAGUGACUCAACAGACUUUUGGUUUCUGAGGAGGAUUUCUGAACAGCCGAAUCCUGUUGUUGCAGUGGGACUCGAGCUGCAACAUCUGAGUCUCUGUUCGGUGGCCAUUUUGAUUUUUGCUUCACUUACAAAAUGGCGACGGAAGGUUUUCAGUACCUCGCCCUCUACACAUUUACCAAGGACCAGGAAGAAGACUUAGACCUGCAGCCUGGAGACCUUCUGACAGUCAGCAAGGCCUCUCUGCUGUCCAUGGAGAACUACCAGGAGGGUUGUGCAGAGCAUCCCGAGCGCCUCGGCUGGCUCCUCGGCUACAACGAGCGCACCAAACAGAGAGGUGACUUCCCAGGGACGUACGUCGAGUACGUGGGCGCUGUCAAGAUGGCACUCCCGUCAAGUCAGCCAAGGUCCCAGCGACCCCUUCCUGCUGCUCCUCGACCAGAGUUGUCUCAAGCUGUUUCUGUGCCGGACCUGAGCGAGCAGUUCACACCGCCGGAGACGGCUCCCCCAGCCCUCGUCAGCCUGAUCCAAGCCAUAGAGAAAAGAGGUCUCGACUCCAAGACCUUGUACAGGACAGCUGAUUCCUCAGGUUCAGAAAGCCCAGUGUACACCCUGUGCUCAGAGAGUGAUCAGAAAGAUGUGGGUCCCCUAUCUGAGUGUGUCCUACGCUACCUGAGAGACCUCCCGUCACCCGUCAUCCCUGCCUGUAUUUACCCUCACCUUCAAACGGCUGUCACACUGCAGCAGCAGGUCAUACAGCAGUCAGCAGAUGGCGCAGUCGCUGGAAGCUAUGACAGAGAGGUGAGCCUGGUCCUGGAAAGCUCCACCACCGUCCCUCUUCAUCACCGUCUCACCCUGCAGUUCCUCCUGACACACCUCUCCAAGGUCACCCAGGCACAGGCCAGCAACGGCCUGGACACACACACGUUGGGACAAAUAUUUGGACCGUUGCUGAUACGGACAGGCCCGUCGACCUUGUGGUUGCCUAUGGAUGAGGAGUUCCCUGCUCUUGUGGUGGAGAGGCUGCUGAUAGAAAGAACUAUAGAGCAAGACCUCACCCCUCCAGUUCUUCCAGCAAAGCCAGUUAAGUCAAAAAUGGCACCAACAGCCAUGACAGACACGAGCGGCCUGCUGAACGAUGCUGAGUGGUACUGGGGAGAAAUCUCCAGAGAGGAGGUUAAUGAGAAGCUGCGAGACACACCAGAUGGCACCUUUCUGGUCCGAGAUGCCUCCAGUAAGCUGGAGGGCGAGUACACUCUCACCCUCAGGAAAGGAGGGAACAACAAGCUAAUAAAGAUUUACCACCGAGAUGGAAGGUACGGCUUCUCUGAGCCUCUUACCUUCCUGACUGUAGUAGAGCUCAUCCAUCACUACCGCCACGAGUCUCUGGCCCAGUACAAUGCCAAACUGGACACCAAGCUUCUGUACCCUGUUUCCAAAUACCAACAGCUGGUGAAGGAGAACAGUAUAGAGGAAGUGGGAGAGCAGCUGAAGGUAUAUCAUGAGCAGUACCAGGAGAAGAGCCGAGAGUACGACUCCCUGUAUGAGGAGUACACACGCACCUCACAGGAGCUGCAGAUGAAACGCACAGCCAUCGAGGCCUUCAAUGAGACCAUCAAGAUCUUUGAGGAGCAGUGUGAGACUCAGGAGCGCUACAGCAGAGAGUCUCUGGAACGAUUCCAACGGGAGGGCAACGAGAAAGAGAUUCAAAAGAUCCAGAGCAACUCGGAGCGUUUGAAGUCUCGUGUGAAGGAGAUUCACGACAGCAAGCGUAAGCUGGAGCAGGACCUGAGAGAGCAGGUCACUGACAACAGGGAGAUCGACAAGAAGAUGAACAGCCUCAAGCCGGAUCUCAUGCAGCUCCGCAAAAUCAGAGACCAGUACUUGAUAUGGCUGACACAGAAGGGGACGAGACAGAAGAAGAUUAACGAAUGGCUGGGCAUAAAGAAUGACGCUGAUGACUCCUACUCAUUAGAAGAGGACGAAGGCUCGCCCCACCAUGAUGAGUGUACCUGGUAUGUGGGUGACAUCAAACGCACCCAGGCUGAAGAAAUGCUGAGAGGCAAAUGUGACGGGACCUUCCUCAUCCGUGAGAGCCAAUCACAGAAAGGCUCGUACGCCUGCUCUGUGGUUGUGGAGGGUGAUACCAAGCACUGCGUCAUCUACAAGACAGCCACAGGUUAUGGAUUCGCCGAGCCCUACAAUCUGUACUCAUCCCUCAAAGACCUGGUGCUCCACUACAAAAACGUCUCCUUGGUCCAACACAACGACCAGCUGAAUGUAAACCUGGCAUACCCAGUCCUGGCCCGCUCUCAGAACCAGAACCAGCACCCCAGAUGAAUCAUCCACCAGCAGUGUCAGACGCCAACCAGGGUGGGGAAACAAAAAUUGUACUUAUACUUAUUCGGGAAAGAAUGAACCUCUGAACAAUGCUUCUUCUUGUUUAAGUGGUGGUAAAAAAAUAGACUCAAGAGCCACAUUGUAAAAUCCAUAGGUUUUUUUUGGCUGGAGACUGGUGCUAAUUCCCUACACAGACCCCAGUCCAACAAAGAGCACUCCUUGCUAACAGCAUAGCUUCAAAAUAAGCACACUAUUACCAGUAAUGAAGCACUGUACAGUUAGCCUGGCUGAUGUGGUGAGUUUUACCUCAGCCAGCCAUGACUCUACAGUGUCAGUUAUGGAAAAAAUAAAAGCGUGAAAUUCACAAAGAAAAUACCUUUGAUACAGAGAAAAACUAAAAGAAGACAAAAUAAGCACACAAAAAACUUUUGUUUUUCAAGAUCAUGGAAAAGAGGAGAGAAACCAGAUGGAUGGCUGAUGGGAAAAUUUACAGGAGGCGCUUCUGUUUUUGUUUUGCCUUGAACACGUGAUAACUGUCCAUAGACAAAGGCCUGAACUGUCAUCUCCCAGACUGCCUGCGAACUCUCCAUCGACAAAAGCCUGAGUUGUCAUCCACCGCAAGGACUGGCUUGGCUGAACCAGGCUGCUCGCUUCACACCUAAAGGCGGCUGAGAAAAAAAUGUGGAUUGGGGGGGAUGUAGUCACUGGGGCUGAGAGGGGAGGGGAGGAUGUGGGAGGGAAGGGGAGAGAAAUUGCUGGGGGUUGAUGCUUUUUAGCAGUCGAUCGAAUUUAAAGCUUGCAUAAGUGCCAUAGUAAUAGCUUUGAAUGACCACAAGCCUGUGUCAUGAGAACAAGGAGACACGUUGAAAGAAGGAUGGAGAGAGCGAGCGGCCAUCGACAUAGACGAAGCUACAGCUUUAAAAGAUACACACAUAUAGGUAUAUUUUUUAUGAGAUGAUCUUUAUUUCCAGCUGCUUUGGCUUGUCGCUCUCUCUCUGUGGGCCUCCUUUUGAAUCGACGAGGUACAACUUACAGUAAAAUGAAAACUGUAUUACAGGAUAGCAAACACGUGGUACAUAUUUGGUGUAUUGUGAGUAUAGAAUGACUUCUUAAUCACAUUGCGCUAAAUGGACAGGUACAUUGAUAAAUGCAGUUCCACAUUAUUCAGGUUUCCCUGUAAAUGGAAAUAGUGGAAAGAAUCCUGCAUCAUACGUCUCUUUGUUUCACUUCUUCCUUCUUCGUUCAUCCUCUUUAAUACUGUAGCACCUGUAGCCAUUGACUAAUGGCAUAACUGUUAGUGCUCCUCUUACGUGUCUUCUUUCUAUACGCUUAAGACACUCGCAGAGCAUUGAUCUAUGUGAUUAUUGUAUCCUCGGUACUGUAUUUGCCUCGUCUCUAGUUAGAUUAGACUGUUUUAGCGGUACAAUGUCUUUGCAGAUGUUUAUUGUUGUUUUUUCGAUUCAGAUUUACUCACGGUACUUCCUGCUUACCGCCCUCGCGCUCGACUGUUUGUUUCAUCACAAGCUUGACUCACAGAGCUGUAGAACAUUGAUGUACAAAAAAAAAAAGAAAGAAAGAAAGCAGUAAUAUAACUCGUGUACAGUAUAUUUCAGACACACAUGCAGUCAUUGUAUGUGACCUUAUACAGUUUCAUGGCUGUGUUUUCUUUAUGUUUUCAGAAUAUUUGCUAUGCUCUUAGAUUCUGUUUAAGGAUGCACAGUAUCCAGCUAAUGUGAGCCAAAUGAAGGAUGUCUUUUCAUGUAGCAAGAAAGAAAAGAAAAAAAAAAGAACCAGUCCUUUUUGCCAUAAAGCGUGGCCUCUGUGGUCUGAGAGAUUAUCUAGUACAGUAUGCAUGGAGUCCUUCAUUUGGGUUGUUGUUUUUCAUUUUAUACUUGGCACCAGUUGUACUUUUUGCAGUGCAUUUACAGUAUGAUGUGUGGUAGUACAGUACUAUGCACAACACAGUCGUAUGUGGAUAAGAAUAAGUUUAAGAUUUACAGUUCUCGUAUCAGUUCCCUCCCUCUGUUCUGUGCUGUGGCAGUGAAUGUCUCCUUGUUUUUCCCUCGUGUUCAUUCGGCAUGAGGUAAAGAUUGUACCAUCUUUGUUCUAUGUCACUUAAAAAGCACAGUUCAUUUUUCUGAAGGGAGGGUUAUUCAGUUAUACUCGCGUGGUGGUCGAUGAAAAAGAAGAGAGUCGUCACAUGAUGCCUCAUUUAAAUUUGAUUUACAUGAUUGAUUUUUUUAGGAUGAAUGAAUAUGAAUAACCUCUCAAAAUUCUUGCAUAUACAGGACUCAGAUUGCCAAAAAAGAAAAAGUAUUUUUGUAGAGAGGCAGUCAAACAUUAUUGGCAGUUGGAAGUUUUAGAAAAAAAAAAGAUGCGCUGCUUUUAAAGGUUGCAUAUUUUUGUUGAGGAGGGAGAGAAAAUUAGUAAAAAAUACAGAUUUACUCCACAUUCAGAUAUUGAUGAGAGUUGAUUAUUUUCAUAGCAGUUCAUAUCAAAUUUAUGUUUAAAUCUUCCAACAAUGGUUUCGGCAUUUCUGUUUAUGAAAUGUUGAUCGACAAAUUUCAGGUAGCAACAUUUCAUCCAAACAGACCGAUCCCACUCUUACGUGAAACUCAGCUCAACCUGAAUAGAAACCUAAAAAUCGAGACAUCAGUUUGAUUUCAGUCAGGACGAAUCAACUGUACUGUACUUUGCACAGUUCUUGGCAAUUAGAAAAUCCCAAGAAUUAAACUAGAGGUGAUGGCGGUGCUUGUGAUCAGAGGGCUAUAUAAACGUGAGUGAGAACGAUUAGAAGUGCCUUUAGUCAUUGUGAUGAGCUCGUCUUCUCCUCCUCGUCAGUGGAGCGCUGCUCUACAAGACGGUGCCACCACCACCAUACGCUGUGCCCCAUCGUUCACACAUUUACCAUUUAUCGAAGACUAAAAGGGUAUCUGGCAAAUGAGCAUAGUUGUGUGUGAUUGUGUGUGUCUGUGUGUGUGUGUGUGUGUGUGUGUGUGUGUGUGUGUGUGUGUGUGUUAGAGCAAGUCUGAGCAUGUUCUAGAUAAAAGAGUGUCAGAUUUUAGUUGUGCCUCUUUGUUGUUACAUCUAUAGUUGUUACAUAUUCCUUCUUUCUAUGGUGGGGGCUGUACAGUAGCUUGGUGCUUUCUUUCACUGUGCACCAAAGCUAGAUUUCUUUGGUGUCUUUUUCAUUUUCUUUUUUUUUUUUUUUGAUUUGUCUGGUAUAUUUUUGAAUAAAACUCAGAUAAGAUAGAAAUGUGAACCGUACACAUCCCAGCCCAGUUGUUUGAAGCUCAUUUGAUAAGCUCUCAAGUUAAUGCAUGCAGCAUUUCUUCAGUGUUUUGUAUUAAGAGUCAGUUCCUUUGUCAACGGGCAAUCUGGUUGCGUCAUCCACCACUGCUGACACAUCCUUUUAUCAUCCAGUUUGUUGGACCAACACUUUUGUGACUGCACUUUUUUUCUGUUCCACACACUCUGAGUAGUGUGUUUAACGCCCAACAACCAUUCAACUCACAGACAGUGGUGAAGCUCAGUUGUCAAUAGUGUUUUUACUUGAUAAGGUUUAAGGUCUUUCCAUACAGUAUAUCGGGAAUGAUUGAUGAUUUUCUUUAUGAUAUAGUAUACAGUGUACAGUAUAUGCUUUUUGUUGUUUUUGCAGUCAACAACUGUCAUGUAAUUUUGAUGCUUUUGACUGAUUGUGUUCAUGAUAGAGUUAGUUUUAGUAUGUGGUCUGAUUAAACUCUGUAUUACUUAUCAAAACAACUUUAAGGAGAGCUGCUCGCUCAUUAUGCAAUUUGUGCCCACACAGCGAAACUGUCCAACUUAACAAGAUGGAUAUCGUUCAUUCAUUUAAAGGGUUGGACCACCCCAAUUACAGAAAGAUAUAUUUUUUUACUUAUUCCCAGUGGUAUCCAUUCAUACAGAUAUAUUCCGGAAGAAGUAGACCCUAAGAGAAGUGUUCACCGUGAGGUCUGUAGAUUAUCCAGAGUCACCGGAUUUCAAAUGUAAUUUUCUUCAGUGUCAUUAGCAGUACAAACAAAAUUCUGUUGACCUCCAUUUUACUCGUGAGGGGACAGAGAUUUCAAAUGUGGCUAUAUUUGGCUAUACCUGGAGCUUACCAGGUUAAAGGCUCAGCACAUUCGAGUGAAACUAAAUGCAUAACUGGAUACUACUAAGUGAAAGUGAAAACUUGCAUCUCGGGUUUUUUGGGGCGGAAUUUGCGGAAUCCAACCACACACAAACAUCAUGCCAAUGGAGCGACUUAAUCCCAAAAGCAUUCUGCUUCCAUUUGAGCGGUUUGCUUAAAGAAAAAUAGAAAUGUUAAACUCAAUAUCGUCCUGCAUCACUUGUUAAGAUGAACAUUUUUGCAGUGUAGACAAACAGUUUCAUCUGCCAUAAAUGCCAUGUUAAUCACAGAUGGUUAAUAGCUAGAAGCAAUGCAACUUUAGUAGCAAUGAAACCAGUGAGAAAUGGGCAGAAGAUGAAGAUUUUAUUGCGCUUUGACUUAGAGUCAAGACUUUAAUCCCAGUUUUGGUAUAUUUACUCUGAAACUCAAAGCUUUCAUCCUGCUCAUUAGUUAGAUACGCAUCUGUGUCGGAGCUUCUUGAAAAGCAUUUUUUUCCAUACGACGAAUGAUCAUUUGAGGAAUUAAAUAUUUUUUCAUCGGCUUUGGUAUACUGUAAACCAUAUUUGUUGAACUGGCCUCACACACAAAGCACAUCUUUCGCUGACUACAAAGAAAGACAUAUAUUUGGUGUCUGUUAAGGUUUGAAGAAUGAGAGACAUACUAGAGAAUAAUAUUUUGAAAUAUAUACUUAGAUUUCUAUAUUUUUGGAUGAUGUAAUUCUGAUUUGGACUGUGCUUGAAACAAAUCAGAAGGAGGCUUCGAUGUGAACACGAUGUUUAGACUUGCUCCACGGCUGCUUUUGUAUCCGGGCAGUUAUUGAAACGCAAGCAUUUUAUUUUGUUUGUUACUAAUCAGCUGCAGUGAGCUUCAUCAUGAUCAGCAGCGAACUUUGUGGUCACGGUUGAUCAACAUAAUCUAUUACGCAUGAUUAUCAGGUGCAUUCAGAGGAUGAAGCAAGCUUAUGUACAUGUGUUAAUAUUUACAGAGCUGAGUCUAUAUGUUAAAUGCAGUCUUGGCUGCUUUGCAUUUAUUAAAUAUUAGAGAGGAGUUGUUUCUUUUUUUUUUUGAUUGAACUUGAGAAUCUGUUUUGUUAUUUGGAAGAUUCUGGGUUUUUUGAGUAGACUUGAGUGUUAAAGUUGCACCACAAAAGAUACACUUAGGAUGCGGGUGCAGAGAUCCACCACUGGCGCUGCAUCUUCCCGCUGCGUCGUCCUUUGGUUGAUCUCUGCGGAUGCUGAAGGGUUUUUUGUUUGGUUUUUUCUGGCCUGGACUUACACACAAACAGGCAGAAUUAAAAAGGUACAAGAUUCGACGGUUCAUGAUCACUCCUUUGUACACGGAACAAUGAUGGCAUUAGAAAGUGUUCUUUUAUGGUGUCUGAGUGUGUUUUUUUUUUUGUUUGUUUUUUUGUUUUGUUUUUUAUUUGGCUUUUUAAAAAAGCUGAUAGAUUUGUCUGUCCAGUGUUGGUUAUUUUUUGUUUGUUUGUUUAUAUCUGUUAAUGAUAACUUUACAGAGCCUAUAAAAAAAAAAAAUAAGCUAGCUUGAAAAUUUUUUCCUCAAUACAGAAAAAAAAAGAAAUACAAAUGUUUACAAUAUGUAAUUAACCAAAUAGUAAAUGCGUUUGAAAAUCAAUCUGUCUGUCCCUCAAAGUGGCUGUGAUAGAUUGAUUUAUAUUUCAUUAUUUCCUGUCAUUUUAAACUUGAAAAUGUUAUGACUGCUUGUUCUGUUUUUCUCUGUUCCGGUUCGUUCCUUUUGUUUUUUAAACUUAGAAGAACAGUGCUCCCUCACUUUCAAAAGAAUAACUCAACAGGAUAGUUCAACAGGAUGAAUUGUUCCAUGGUACUCAUCAGUCUUUGUCAUUCUCUACCUGCUGACUACUUCACCUUACACUGAGCCUUGUAUAUGCAGGACUGAAUCCUAACUUGAGACGCUGUUGCAUCUUUUGCUGUUUAUUUUAUGUACAGUACAGUAGAUUUCUGGUGUUUCUCAGUUCAAAGAAUUUAUGGAGUAUGAUACCCACAAGUUGUGAAUAACGGUCAAAACAUGCCACUUGGUGAACAUGCUUGAGUACAGUUUUAGUACAUACACAAAGUUGGAAAUUCAGGAAUAACUAUCAAGAGGCAUCCUGUUCUUGAUUUUGCACUACAGAGCAAAUUAUACUCAAAUGGAAAGCUGAAUCAGUUGGUUGACUAAUUUUUAAGACCAAAAUAUAUCCACUAGUCUCAGCUGGUGUGUGAUUUCCAUUUACAUAUGAUGACAUUAACAGCUGCACUUUCAUUUCCCUUUAUUCUGCCUGUAUCCGAUCUCCUCACAUCAUUACUUCUCAGCGAAAGGUUGCCAUUUGUGUGAUUAUUCUGAUGGCAAUGUUGUAGUAUUUUUCACUGGUGUACAGUAGUUCAUAUUCAAGACCCAACUGCACGUUGGAGACCAGACUGGCAGCGAUCCAUUUGGCAACAUACAGGACAAUAUUACAGAGCAGCAACAAUUCAAAACAUGUAUUUUUACACUAAUAACAAGGCGGCGUCCUGUCUCCGUAGCUCUAACAUGUUGCCCGACAAGUUGCCUCAUGUAUCGCUGCCUCAGCAGCAGCAACAGGUUCUUAAUGCAUAGCAAAGAAUGAUGUGGUUUUCUCUUUCUUUCAAAAACGAUGAAUGGAAAUGCAUGGGGCAGUCAGAUAAAGCUACUCUACACCAAAGUGCAAUUGAACUCAGAGGGAGCACUGUUGUUUCAGCCAGUAGAGGCCUAUUGGUUGAGAUGUGCCCAACCCCCUAUGCACGAAAAAGACGGUUACUCUUCUUCUCUUGUGUUAUAUCCUCCCUCCGUUGGUCUGUCUUGAUUCAGAUACGACAUUUCUUUCUUUCUCUCUCGUGUACAGCUUGCUUCAGAGUUGUGUUUGUCCUCAGACAGGUACUCUUUCAUCUGUACGGUUCUUUCUUUAGGCUGAUGCAAUGAUUUUAAAAAGACAAUAAAAGAUAUAUGAAAUGAA